AUGAUGUCCAAUCUGCAGACUCUUAUGCUCGAGAAUCUUGGCUCUGACACAAACCAAAAAACCUGGACAGAAGAUGGACUUUUUAAUCAUUGCUAUAACGUUGUGUUCAGAGCCGGUUACUUGGCUCUUUACGGAAACACCACUUCAAAGACUGAAGGAGAUGAGGAAAAAGCCAAAGCUAAAGACAGAGCAGAGUCUGAGAAAUUGUUUAACGAAUUCCGAAAAUACGACCAGCUGUUUCCCAAUUUGGUUUACGGCGUCCUGCCCCCGAGCGGUAGGAGAGAAGCUCUAAGACUAAUGCGUUUCUUCUGGGAUUUUCUGUCCAUGAAAAACACAGAGAUCAAAGACAACAUCAGCGGCUGGAUUUGGGACAUGCAAAAUAUGCGAAAAGAAGAAGGCAUGUCGGACUCAAUGAUAGACAGAUACAUGUUUGUCCUGCUGUGGGCCGCCCAAGGCAACACUGGACCUUCGUCAUUUUGGCUUCUUCUCUACCUCAUGAAGCACCCAGACGCGAUGGAGGCUUUGCGAAAAGAGGUAGACACGGUUCUAAAGGAGUCUGGGCAGGAGGUCAGGCCCAAUGGUCCUCCAGUCAACCUAACCCACGAAAUGCUCAUGAAAACCCCAGUUUUUGAUAGCGCCGUGGAAGAAGUACUACGUCUCGUGGCGGCACCGAUGCUCACUCGAUCGGUCGUCCAAGAGAUGACGCUGAAAAUGGCGGACCGUCGCGAGUUUUUACUUCGCCAAGGAGACCGGUUGGCUGUUUUUCCUUACAUCGCAGUUCAUAUUGACCCUGAGAUCCACCCUGACCCCCUCACGUUCAAGUAUGACCGCUUUCUCACUCCAGAAGGUACCAGGAAAACAGAUUUCUACAAAGGAGGGAAGAGGGUCAAGUACUACAGCAUGCCUUGGGGGUCUGGAGUGUCCAUGUGUCCAGGUCGCUUCUUCGCCAUCAAUGAGCUCAAGCAGUUUGUCUUCCUCAUGCUGGUCUAUUUUGACUUUGAGCUGAUAAACCCAGAGGAGGAGACGCCACAAAUCGACCGCAGACGUUGGGGAUUUGGAACCAUGCAGCCGGACCGAGAAGUUAAGUUUCGUUACAGGCUUAGAUACUAA
This is a messenger RNA of Knipowitschia caucasica, 1110 nucleotides long. NCBI's taxonomy places the organism in Eukaryota, Metazoa, Chordata, Actinopteri, Gobiiformes, Gobiidae. The record is from the annotation of a GenBank genome assembly.